This is a messenger RNA of Artibeus jamaicensis (Jamaican fruit-eating bat), 1437 nucleotides long. RefSeq names its product olfactory receptor 1J4. Gene Ontology annotation, molecular function: G protein-coupled receptor activity; olfactory receptor activity. The record is from RefSeq and is a predicted model, not a curated record. NCBI's taxonomy places the organism in Eukaryota, Metazoa, Chordata, Mammalia, Chiroptera, Phyllostomidae. Gene Ontology annotation, cellular component: membrane. Gene Ontology annotation, biological process: G protein-coupled receptor signaling pathway. The transcript has 2 exons. The coding region runs from base 1 to 1437 and encodes 478 amino acids.
AUGAGGCCUGAGAACCAGAGCAGCCUGUCCGAAUUCGUCCUCCUGGGGCUCCCCAUCAAUCCAGGGCAGCAGAGCGUGUUCUUUGCCCUGUUCUUGGGCAUGUACCUGACCACAGUGCUGGGUAACCUGCUCAUUAUCUUGCUCAUCAGGCUGGACUCCCGCCUGCACACACCCAUGUACUUCUUCCUCAGCCACUUGGCCCUCACUGAUGUCUCUUUCUCAUCUGUCACUGUUCCCAAGAUGCUGAUGAACAUGCAGAAUCAUCACUUCUUCAUUUCCUACCCAGGAUGUAUUUCUCAGCUGUAUUUUUAUAUAUUUUUUGGUUGUACUGAUAAUCUCCUUUUGGCAGUGAUGGCAUAUGACAGGUACGUGGCCAUCUGUCAUCCUCUACACUAUAACACCAUCAUGAGGGAGGAGUUGUGUGUGCUGCUGGUGGCUGCCUCAUGGAUUACUACAUGUGCCCAUGCACUGUUGCACACCAUCCUCUUGGUCCGACUCAUGAGGCCUGGGAACCAGAGCAGCCUGUCCGAGUUCAUCCUCCUGGGGCUCCCCAUCCCUCCAGGGCAGCAGGGCCUGUUCUUUACCCUGUUCCUGGGCAUGUACCUGACCACAGUGCUGGGCAACCUGCUCAUCAUCCUGCUCAUCAGGCUGGACUCCCACCUACACACACCCAUGUACUUCUUCCUCAGCCAUUUGGCCUUCUCUGACAUUUCUCUGUCAUCUGUCACUGUUCCUAAGAUGCUAAUGAAUAUGCACACAGGGCAACAAUCCAUUUCCUAUGUGGGAUGCAUUUCUCAGUUGUAUUUUUUCAUACUUUUUGCUACUCUUGACAGUUUCCUUCUCGCUAUGAUGGCAUAUGACAGGUAUGUGGCCAUCUGUCACCCUCUACACUACACCACCAUUGUGAGGGAGGAGUUGUGUGUGCUGCUGUUGGCUGCCUCAUGGAUUACUGCAUGGGCCCAUGCACUGUUGCACACUGUCCUCUUGGUCCGACUGUCCUUCUGUGCCAACACUGUUAUUACCCACUUCUUCUGUGACCUUACUGUGCUCCUGAAGGUCAGCUGUUCAGACAUCUACCUCAAUGAGCUGGUCAUCUUCACUGAGGGAGGAAUGUUUAUUUUCUUGCCUUUAGCUAUUAUUUUGGGCUCAUACAUUCAUAUAGGGACUAUUAUCAUGAAGGCUCCCUCCACUAAGAGACUGUUGAAAGCUUUUUCUACCUGUGGCUCCCAUCUCUUUGUGGUGUGUUUAUUUUACGGGACAUUUGCUGUUGUUUACCUUUUCUCCUCCUCAUGGGAUUCCAAAGACAUCAUUGCUUCAGUCAUGUAUACGGUAGUCAUCCCAAUGCUGAACCCGUUCAUCUAUAGCCUGAGGAACAGAGAUGUAAAGCAGGCCUUAGAAUAUUUGUCAACCAGGUUAAAGAAGUUAAUAUGUCAAUGA